CGCACGCCACGUUCCGUGGGCGGCGCCCACCGCACCACCGGCUUUCCCGACGACGACCCCUAUUCCGAUCCCAUCGCGAUUCCAAUUCAAUUCAGCGCGAAGCCACCUUAUCUGUGCCUGCGCGUGUCCAGUCACCAGGCUCCGCUGCUUGCCACCGCUCGCGCGCCGCGCCCUCCCGUCCGCCCGCGCCAUGGCCGCGACCGCGUCCACCGCGGCCACGCUGCUGCCGCGGCCCGUUGCCGGCUCGCCGCGCCCCGGCUCCGCGGCGUCGGCCCCAACCACGCCUCGCAGGAGGCGUCUCCUCGCGCUCAGGUGCCAGUCCACCAGCGUCGACAAGGAGCAGCAGCAGCCGCCCAAGCCGAAGCAGCGGAACCUGCUCGACAACGCCAGUAACCUGCUAACCAACUUCCUCAGCGGGGACAGCGUCGGGACCAUGCCUGUCGCCGAGGGAGCCGUCACCGACCUCUUCGGCAAGCCCCUCUUCUUCUCGCUGUACUAUUGGUUCCUCGAGCAUGGCUCUGUCUACAAGCUUGCUUUUGGACCCAAAUCAUUCGUAGUUGUCUCUGACCCUAUCGUCGCUAGACACAUCCUCCGGGAGAAUGCUUUCUGUUACGAUAAGGGAGUUCUCGCUGAAAUUUUAAAACCAAUAAUGGGGAAGGGUCUUAUACCUGCCGACCUUGAUACCUGGAAGCAGAGGAGAAAAGUUAUAACACCUGGGUUCCAUGCCUUAUUCAUUGAAGCUAUGGUGAGAAUAUUUACUAAAUGUUCAGAAAGAACAAUAUCCAAGCUUGAACAGCUUACUGCAAGUGAAGGCCAAGUCGUAAUGGACCUUGAAGCUGAGUUCUCCAAUUUGGCACUCGAUAUAAUUGGCUUGGGUGUGUUCAAUUUUGAUUUUGACUCAGUUACUAAGGAAUCCCCUGUAAUCAAGGCAGUGUAUGGGACACUUUUCGAAGCGGAGCACCGAUCCACAUUUUACAUUCCCUAUUGGAAUCUUCCUUUUACAAAAUGGAUAGUUCCAAGGCAGCGCAAGUUCCAUAGUGACCUCAAGGUCAUCAACGAUUGCCUUGAUUAUCUUAUAAAAAAUGCAAAGGAGACGAGGCAGGAAGCUGAUGUGGAAAAGCUCCAGCAAAGGGACUACACAUCUCUGAAGGAUGUCAGCUUGCUGAGGUUCCUUGUUGACAUGCGGGGAGCUGAUGUUGAUGAUCGCCAGCUUCGGGAUGAUCUUAUGACGAUGCUUAUUGCUGGACAUGAAACAACUGCUGCUGUUCUGACAUGGUCUGUUUUUCUGCUAGCCCAGAGCCCUACCAAGAUGAGAAAAGCACAGGCAGAGGUUGAUUCUGUUCUCAGCAAUGGGGCAAUUACUGUGGAAUCCCUCAAGAAAUUAGAGUACAUAAAAUUGAUCAUUCUUGAGGCUCUUCGCUUGUAUCCUCAGCCACCAUUGUUAAUCAGGCGUUCUCUCCAGCCAGACAAGUUGCCAGGUGGGUACAAUGGAGCAAAAGAGGGAUAUGAAAUACCAACCGGAACUGAUAUAUUUGUUUCGGCAUACAACCUCCACCGGUCCCCAUACUUUUGGGACCGGCCAAAUGAAUUUGAACCUGAGAGAUUUUCAGUUCCAAAGAAGGAAGAGAGCAUAGAAGGCUGGUCUGGUUUUGAUCCUGGCAGGAGUCCCGGCGCAAUGUACCCCAAUGAGAUCAUAGCGGACUUUGCUUUCCUUCCCUUUGGCGGAGGACCCCGCAAGUGCGUGGGAGACCAAUUCGCGCUCCUGGAGUCGACGGUGGCACUGUCCCUGCUGCUGCAGAAGUUUGAUGUGGAGCUGAGGGGGUCACCCGAUGAAGUGGAAAUGGUGACGGGCGCCACCAUCCACACAAAGAACGGGCUGUGGUGCAGACUGAGGCGUAGGACCUGAUCAAACAUAGCUUUUACACCGAGAAGUAGCUCUCUUCUUGACUUCUUUGAUAUGCUUUAGCCAAGCUACACAGCCUCAUGAAUCCUUAUUAAAAAAAAACAGCCUCAUGAACAGCGAAUGAGAAUGAGAAUCAUGUACAUGGAGACAUCUCUUGUAGCGCAAUAGUGACAAUCACACAACCAUUUUGACCAUUUCUGUGCA
Panicum virgatum (switchgrass) is the source of this 2107-nucleotide messenger RNA. RefSeq names its product cytochrome P450 97B2, chloroplastic-like. Bases 191 to 1906 code for a protein of 571 amino acids. The record is from RefSeq and is a predicted model, not a curated record. Gene Ontology annotation, cellular component: chloroplast. NCBI's taxonomy places the organism in Eukaryota, Viridiplantae, Streptophyta, Magnoliopsida, Poales, Poaceae. Gene Ontology annotation, molecular function: heme binding; monooxygenase activity; iron ion binding. The transcript is spliced from 14 exons.